Molecule: messenger RNA, 2178 nt
Organism: Fusarium venenatum
Lineage: Eukaryota; Fungi; Ascomycota; Sordariomycetes; Hypocreales; Nectriaceae
Biological process (GO): regulation of transcription by RNA polymerase II; DNA-templated transcription
Cellular component (GO): nucleus
Molecular function (GO): RNA polymerase II cis-regulatory region sequence-specific DNA binding; DNA-binding transcription activator activity, RNA polymerase II-specific; zinc ion binding
Source: RefSeq, a predicted model, not a curated record
AUGGAACCAAUUCGUCGUCGUCGAAGACCAGCUGUGGCUUGUACAUUAUGUCGCAAACGCAAGAUGCGCUGCAACCGGGGAUCUCCGUGCAGCAAUUGUACCCGCUCAAGACGAGGUGAAUGCGUUUAUGAGAAUCAUCACCCAGCACCUCCUCAGCCAACUCAAGACAACAGACGAGACCUAGCACCUCGCAAUAGUGACGAUUUUCCAGCAUUAUCGUUGCCAACACCUGAGGAUCAAUCCAUUGUUUCGGUUCUCGGUCAACCAGCUGUACUCGUGGGCUUCUCCCCCACAGCAUCAACACCACACUCAGAUCUGCCAGAACUAGAAGCGCUAAAGAACAAGGUCAAGUUGCUUGAAGACCAGUUAUCAAAAUCUACCGCAGCGUCUUCUCAUCCGCAAGCUUCAUCGCCUAAUUUUGAGACGACAUCAACCCAAUUAGGCGGAACUUUUCAUCUUCAUUCUCAAAGUCAACCGGGUGGCCGGUUGGCGAUACCUCGUGCUAUUUCUCACAAGACAAGACUUUUUGGGCAGAGUCAUUUCGUCACUGGGUUACCUUUGCUUCGAGACAUACUGGAAAUUAUCGACAAAAAUACAAACGAGGCUUCGGAUCUUAUCAAAGAGUAUCAAAAGUGCAAAACUUUAGGUAAACGUAUAAAGAAGCUGCGCACUCCCCAAUGGCCGACACUACUUACCACGCAUCUCGUUUCUCGAGUUGUUUCGGAUAAUCUUGUUGAGUGUUACCUCGGCACGAUAGAGAAGCUUCAUCGUAUUUUGCACAUCCCAACGUUCCAAAAGAAUUACAAUGCCAUGUGGGAGUCCGACAACGAACCAGACCGAGAUUUCCUCGUCCAACUGAGGCUGGUGCAUGCCUUGGGUGCAACGACAUACGAUGAGAACUUCUCUCUUCGGUCAUCAGCUAUUCAGUGGAUAUACGAGGCACAGACAUGGAUCUCUGAGCCAGAGUUCAAGUCUAGGCUUGGAAUCGAAUUCCUACAAACGAAUAUCUUAUUACUUCUUGCAAGAGAAAUUGUGGCCGUUGGUGGCGAAACACUUUGGAUCGCAUGUGGCUCGCUCCUAAGGACCGCUAUGUCGAUGGGCCUACACCGAGACCCAACACAUCUCCCUCAAACUCCGACGUUUGCUUGCGAGAUGCGGAGAAGAAUCUGGAAUACCAUAAUUGAGUUGUGUUUGCAAUCAAGUAUGACAUCUGGAGGACCGCCGAUGGUUUCAACAGAGGAUUUUGAUACAGAACCUCCUGGAAAUUUUGAUGACGAACAAAUCAUGGCUGAGAAUCCUACGUCGAGGCCUGACAACGUCUUCACUCAAAUAUCGACCGCGAGAGCAAUGCGAAAGACGUAUCCAUCUCGUCUUAAAGUAGCCAAGCUGCUCAACGAUCUUCGACAGGGCGACUCUUACCAAGAAACUUUGCGCCUGGACUCCGAGCUCAAGGCCUCGUACAAAGAGGCAAUUCACACUCUCCAAAACUCCAAGAAAGAUGGACUCUCACCCACACAGUUCGAGCUGUCCACGAUGGAUUUUAUCAUACGUCGCUUUCUGGGCGCUCUACACUUUCCCUUCUUCGGGCUAUCUCUGAUAGAGCCGAGUUACGCUUUCUCGAGAAAGAUGGUCGUCGAGACUGCCUUCCGGUCAUGGUCAAUUGCACGUGGUACAGGAAAUGAUAAUGUCGAAUUCGCGCAAUUCGUCGUCUGCAGCUCUGGCUUCUUCCGAACUUCGACGUGGCUAGCCAGUGUAAUUCUUCUACUCGAUCUCAGAAACCAGGUACAAGAAGAAGACACCUUCUCAUCAACACCAGUCCAGGCCGACGUGUUCAACAUGAUGCAAGACUCUAGACCGUGGACGUUACAGUGUAUUCAGGCAGGCGAGACGAACAUCAAGGGCCACCUCAUAACCUCAUUGGUAUUAGAACAAAUCAAGGCUACUAUGAAUCGUGCGUCAAAAGAGGAAUUGGCCCAAAACAUGAUGCGGGCGGGGGUGGAGGUAACAAGGGAGGCUUUGGGCGUGUUUGAGUCGUCUAUCGCGCAGCUUGAGCCUGAUGGUGGUGAGCUCCAGUCACUGAGUGACCCUUCGAUCGAUUUCGGAGAGGAUUGGAACUUGAUGCUUACUGAUGGGUUUCUCAAUGGUGGAGCGGCUGAUCCUAUGACAUGGAUAUUCUAG